CCCCACCCCAUCUUUCCGCUGCUAACCCCGCCCCCUUGGGCCAUCUGGCCAAUAACAGCAGGUUAUACUUAAGCACCACUUUUGCCGCUAAAACCAAAUUCGCUCCAGCGGCUGCUCUUCUUCGUCCUCCAGCUUCCUGUAUGUGUGAAUAAAGUGCCCGCAGAGCCGCAGCUGAAAAUGGGAAUCUCUGGCCUCCUGCAGUUCAUCAAAGAUGCAGGCGAGCCCGUCAGUGUGAGAAAAUACAGAGGGCAGACGGUGGCGGUGGACACGUACUGCUGGCUGCACAAAGGAGCGUUUUCAUGUGCCGAGAAGCUGGCAAAAGGAGAACCGACCGACCAGUACGUGUGGUACUGCAUGAAAUUUGUGGACAUGCUGUUGACUUUCGGUGUCAAACCAAUACUGGUGUUUGAUGGACGCAAUCUGCCUUCCAAAAAAGAGGUGGAAAAGGCUCGCAGAGAGCGCCGAGAAAGUAACCUUCAAAAAGGCAGACAGCUUCUCCGUGAAGGCAAAUUGUCCGAGGCCAGAGACUGUUUUACCCGCUGUGUUAACAUCACACCAGCCAUGGCUCAUAAUCUUAUUAAGGCUGCGAGGGCAAAGGGAGUGGACUGUGUGGUGGCUCCAUACGAAGCUGAUGCUCAGUUGGCUUUCAUCACUAAAUCUGGUUUGGCCCAGGCCGUCAUCACAGAAGAUUCUGACCUGCUGGCAUUCGGCUGCAAAAAGGUGAUCCUCAAAAUGGACAAGCAGGGCAACGGUCUGGAAAUAGACCAAGAUAACCUCGGCCGCUGUCGCAGCCUGGGGAACGUUUUCACAGAGGAGAAGUUUCGGCACAUGUGCAUCCUCUCGGGCUGCGACUACCUGGCCUCCCUGCACGGUAUCGGCCUGGGCAAGGCCUGCAAGCUGAUCCGGCUGGCCAAAGACCCCGACAUCCUCAAGGUGAUCAGAAAGAUGGGCCAGUACCUGAAGUUGAGUCUGGUCGUCCCUGAGACGUACAUCGAGGGAUUCACCCGAGCCAACAACACCUUCCUCUACCAGCUGGUCUUUGACCCCGUCCGGAGGAAGGUUGUACCCCUCAACCCGUACCCAGAGCACAUCGACCCGGCCACGCUCAGCUACGCCGGACUAAAUGUAGGAGACGACAAAGGCUUGCAGAUGGCCUUAGGAAACCUCGACAUCAACACAAUGGAGAGGAUAGACAACUUCUGCCCAGACAGACCCGUUCCACAGAAGUCUAAACGCCACAGUCACCGCUGGAAUGACUCACCGGCCCCCACCAGGCCUAGUAUCUGGAGUGCAGGCUUCAAGCCGGCCCCUGCUGCCCCGCCCUGUUCUGCUGAUGCUGCUUCUCCUGACAGGGCGUCUUCCUCCACCAGGGGGAAGGAGAGAGUCGUCGGUCUAGACGGUCUGCGGCUGCCCUGCAGGGAGCUGCAGGUGAAGAGACCCAGAGAAGACUCUGGUGUGUCAGACCAGGACGUGCUGCAGCAGUACUCCUCCUCCUCCUCUUCCUCCCCCAGUCAGAAACGAUCCAAGACGGACCAGCAGCCCAAAUUAUCCUGUCACUCCCGACCACGCAACCGCUUCGCCACGCUGCUGCAGAGGAGGAACCAAGAAGCCGAGGAGGAAGGCCAGGCCACACGCAGCAGAUUCUUCAGCAGUUCCACUUCAUCAGCCAGUUUGAGCACCAAGGAGUCUGCCCGGGAGGAUUUCUCUCCUCGUGAAGAGCCCACAGCUCUCAGUCCCACUGAGGACAAGUCCCCUCCCAGCACCCCGACCAAUGACAGUGAUGGUCCGGAUGUUCCAUCUGUGGACACCCCCAGUCCACCUCCAUCGCCCAGCACCACGUCCCCCAGUUCGGCCAGUCAAGGCCUCAGGCUGUUCCGCUGGUCAGGUGGCUCCUCUCCUGUGGAACGACCGAACACGCCCAAGUCCACCUCAGGCCUGGCCGCCCUGCAGCAAUUUCAGUAUAAGAAGGAGAGUUUCUCUUCCUCUCCAAAGACUCAGAGUAGAGACGCAUCACCCCCGUGUCCACCCUCCACUGACGACAACCUCCCAGACUCCCCUCCGUCCCAGGACAGCGCCUACUUCUCCCAGUCCCAGCCUUCCCACACAUCCCUCCAUAAAGAGGUAGUGCCCGCCCACAGCUUCCCCUCCUCCUACCAGGACGAUGCCAACGCAUCUGAAACCAAUUCGCUCAAAGCUUCGGAGCCAGAGCAGAGUCCCACGCAUAAGAAACCCGGCACUCUGGGAUCAAAGAUUUCAGGUCUGUCGAAGGUGAAGUCCGUCAGCCACGGUACAGCAGCGAAGGGGCCAGCGUUGGGCCCGGCCAGGGCCAGCGGACUGAGGAAGAAGUCUGUGGGAUGUGGGAAGAAAGUCUCCUCCCCCAACAACGAGAACAACCCCGGUGUCCAGGCGACCAUCAGCAGCCUGUGGAAGAACUUCAGCUUCAAAAAGGAUCCACAGAAGAUGACUCCCUGUAAGGAGGGGAAGCCGAAGCCCAUGUCUCCCGUCAAAGACAACCUGCCGCCCAGCUCGCCGCGCACAGACGACCACUUAAUCACCAGCUUCUGAUAGACGUUCUGUUUCACGCAGCGCUGCGUGGGAGUGAAGCUUUUUAAAACAUACCGUGUAUGUGGACUGAUCUCUCAUCAACUCUGUGUUUCUUAAUGUAUAGUUUUAAAUAAAAGCCACUCCGUUCUGAUCCAAAGUGCAA
Scophthalmus maximus (turbot) is the source of this 2707-nucleotide messenger RNA. It is a transcript of the gene exo1, whose product is annotated as exonuclease 1. Lineage: Eukaryota; Metazoa; Chordata; Actinopteri; Pleuronectiformes; Scophthalmidae. The record is from RefSeq and is a predicted model, not a curated record. Gene Ontology annotation, molecular function: 5'-flap endonuclease activity; metal ion binding; 5'-3' DNA exonuclease activity. The transcript has 14 exons. Gene Ontology annotation, cellular component: nucleus. Gene Ontology annotation, biological process: DNA recombination; mismatch repair. Bases 178 to 2565 code for a protein of 795 amino acids.